This is a messenger RNA of Diaporthe batatas, 891 nucleotides long. RefSeq lists its product as uncharacterized. Lineage: Eukaryota; Fungi; Ascomycota; Sordariomycetes; Diaporthales; Diaporthaceae. The transcript is spliced from 2 exons. The record is from RefSeq and is a predicted model, not a curated record. Gene Ontology annotation, molecular function: oxidoreductase activity, acting on the CH-OH group of donors, NAD or NADP as acceptor. Bases 1 to 891 code for a protein of 296 amino acids.
AUGAAUUAUUCCUUCAACGAGGAUCAACAGUACGAAAUAAUGACAGAGAUACCACUGGAGCCACCAGGACGCGGUCUACGCAACAAGGUGGCACUUGUCACCGGAGCAGGAUGCGUCGGUGAUGGGGUUGGCAACGGCCGAGCGAUAUCAAUCAUGCUGGCCGAUGAAGGCUGCAACGUGAUUUGCCUGGACCGAGAUCUAUCGUGGGCCAACAAGACCGCCGAAAUCGCAAACUCGAAGCCCGGCCGCGGCGAGGCGGUGCCUACGCAGGGAGACGUCACCUCAUCCGACGACUGCAAAGCUGCUGUCCAACUGGCCCUAGACAAGUUUGGACGGCUGGACAUCCUGGUCAAUAACGUCGGCAUUGCUGGGGCACCGGGCACAGCUGUCGACGUGGACCUGGAGCAAUGGGCCAAAGGACUGGAGACCAACGUCAGCAGCAUGGUCGCCAUGGCGAAGCAUGCUGUUCCCGCGAUGGCCAAGAACGAGGGCGAGGUAAAGGGCUCCAUCAUCAACAUGGGGAGCGUGGCAGGUCUCAAGGGCGGCACGCCGCAUCUUCUCUACCCGACCAGCAAGGGAGCCGUUGUCAACAUGACAAGGGCGAUGGCUGCGCACCAUGCCGAGUCUGGCAUCCGGGUGAACUGCGUCUGUCCGGGUAUGCUAUACACGCCAAUGAUGUCUUCAAAGGGCAUGUCCGAGGAGGCGAGAGCUGCGCGCAAGGCAAGGAGCCUUCUCGGGACGGAAGGCAAUGCCUGGGAUGCUGCGGCCGCGGUCGUGUUUCUAGCCAGCAACCACUCGCGGUGGAUCACGGGUGCCGUCUUGCCGGUGGACGCCGGUACUACGGCCGCGGUUGGCAUUGGAAUGACGAAGGCUGCGAGUGUGAACGGAUAA